UUAAGUCAGGAAAUCAAAUUAUUAAAUUGCUACGUAAAAACGCUAUUCAGCAAUCUUCAAUUACAAUGUGAUAAAAAAUAAGUGAUUGUGGCAAACGCAUAAGAAGAAAAUGCUCAUAAAAAAAGCGUGUGGUCCGCAUCGCUGCAGCCAGCUCCAGAGCUGCGAGAAAUAAAAUACAUACAAAAGUAUGUAUGUACAUGCAUAUUUAUAACAAUAGUGUUUAAGUUAAAAGUGCAGUCUUUAGUGCAAUCGCAGUCCACCUUUAAGUUAAAAGUAUGUCGUAAAUGCUAAGAGAAAGAAUUGAUAAAACCGAGCUGCAUUUGUGUGCCAAAAUAAAGUAAAACUCCGUAAUCUGACGCGCGUGCACUGUUACGUAUAAAUUGAAUUGUGUAUUGGUAAACAAGUUACAGAUCGUUCACAGGAAUGUCCAAAUACGAUUUUGAGUUUUAUCUAAUGGUGCAGCUCAUAAUGGGUAGCCUGCUGCUGCACACCAAUGGCGCCAUCCUACCCGAGGGGCACAACAUUAACUGUAUGCACUACGACGAGAAGAAUUGCAGUAGUGUGCCCCAUGGUUGUACCACAACGAUUAAGCGUUGCCCGGUCGAGGGAGACAAGCAUCCCAGCUGCUAUGUACUGUGGACCUCCGACGCUCUAACAGGUGAGUCCAAAAUCAAAAUGAAGGGCUGCUUCACGGACAUGCACGAAUGCAAUCAGACCGAGUGCGUUACUGGCGAAAAACCACGCCAAAACGGGAUUCACUUUUGUUGCUGCAAGAGCUCGCUAUGCAACACGGAUCAGAAGUAUAUUCCAACCACAACGGAGGCAACAACGCAAGUGCCGAAAGAGAAGACGCAGGACAAUAACAAUAUGAUAUAUAUUAUUAUCGGUAGCAUAGUUUCUACCGUUUGUGCGAUCUUUCUUAUAGGGGCGUUAAUCUUCUACAGACGCCGCAAGCAGGCGCAUUUCAAUGAGAUACCAACUCAUGAGGCAGAAAUAACAAAUUCUUCUCCGCUGCUCAGCAAUCGUCCAAUACAAUUGCUGGAGAAAAAGGCGAGCGGACGCUUUGGUGAUGUGUGGCAGGCAAAGCUACAUGGUCAGGAUGUGGCCGUAAAGGUAUUUCGCAUGCAAGAAAAGGAGUCGUGGACCACGGAAAACGAAAUCUACAAGCUACCACGCAUGCGUCACCCGAACAUUUUGGAGUUCCUGGGCCACGAAAAGCACUUGGAUAAGCCUGAAUACUGGCUUAUAUCAGCAUACCAGCAUAAUGGCUCACUUUGUGACUAUCUUAAAUCUCAUACCAUAAGUUGGGUGGAGCUAUGUCGCAUUGCAGAGUCUAUGGCGAACGGUUUAGCUCACUUGCAUGAAGAGAUACCAGCCAGCAGAACAGAGGGUCUUAAACCAUCAAUUGCGCAUCGUGAUUUCAAGUCGAAGAAUGUAUUGCUAAAGGGAGAUUUGACCGCUUGUAUAGCCGACUUCGGCUUAGCCAUGAUAUUUCAGCCGGGAAAGCCAUGCGGUGACACACACGGACAGGUGGGCACGCGUCGCUACAUGGCGCCUGAAGUUCUCGAGGGCGCUAUCAAUUUUAAUCGCGAUGCUUUUCUGCGCAUCGAUGUCUAUGCCUGUGGUUUGGUCUUGUGGGAAAUGGUUUCGCGCUGUGAUGUCGUCGGACCGGUGGGCGAUUUUCAGUUACCAUUUGAAGCCGAGCUCGGUCAGCGUCCGACCCUUGAUGAAGUGCAGGAGAGCGUUGUGAUGAAGAAGUUGAGGCCGCGUCUAUUAAACUCAUGGCGCUCACACCCGGGUCUGAGUAUAUUCUGUGACACCAUGGAGGAGUGCUGGGAUCAUGAUGCUGAGGCACGUCUCUCGUCAUCGUGUGUUAUGGAACGGUUCUCCCAAAUGAACAAGUACCCGACUACGCAGCUGCUGAUUAAAAAUCAUACAAAUAUUAACGAUGCAAAAGAAUCCACAAAUUGUUUAUAGAAAAGGUACUAAAUCACAGCCCUUAAAUGAAAGUAAAGAGCUGUGAUUUAGUGAUUGAUGUUUUUGAUGAUUUUGCGCUCAUUGUCGCCAAUCGAAGGCAGCUUUUAGUUUAAGUUUCGAUUAAUGCAGCUUUUAUAUGUGCAUACAUUUUGAAAUGUAUCGUAGUCUUAUAGUUUUGUAAAGUCGUCUUUAUCCAUGCAUGCAAAUAGACACACACAUACCCAGACAAACAUGUUCAUACAUAUUAAUCGUUCUAAGCUAAAAGAACAAACUAUAAGCAAAUACUUAGACGAUGUGUGCCGGCCAAUUUCAAUUUACGUCUUAAAAUCGACUUAUUAGCCAGAUCGUGCUCAAAUGGUUUUGAAACGUAAACUGCUCUUGCCGCCAAUAAAAUUAAUAUAAGUCUAUAUAGUAGGAUAGUUCACCUCUCAUUUACUUCAUUGACUGAUUUAUUCCGAUAGAUGUCUUUUUUAUUUGCCACUUUCCCAUUUUUUCAUGUAUCCUGUUGAAAUUAUUAGAAACAUUACAUAUGUUAUGUACAUAAACCUAUUUUUUAUGAUAAAUGUUUAUACAUCUGUAAUGGACAGUCCUUUGUUAACAGUAACCUAGCAAUUCAAGGAAUCACAAAGUUCUUUAAGCUAUUAUUUUUAUUGUUUCAAUUUUGUUUUCCUUAUUUGCUUAUGUAUACAAUUUUGUAUUUUCCACACA
Scaptodrosophila lebanonensis is the source of this 2685-nucleotide messenger RNA. RefSeq names its product activin receptor type-2B (gene put). Gene Ontology annotation, molecular function: activin binding; activin receptor activity; ATP binding. NCBI's taxonomy places the organism in Eukaryota, Metazoa, Arthropoda, Insecta, Diptera, Drosophilidae. Bases 424 to 1977 code for a protein of 517 amino acids. Gene Ontology annotation, cellular component: activin receptor complex; plasma membrane. The transcript has 7 exons. The record is from RefSeq and is a predicted model, not a curated record. Gene Ontology annotation, biological process: protein phosphorylation; activin receptor signaling pathway; cellular response to growth factor stimulus.